CUCAUAAGUUGAAGCAGCCAUGAAGGUCCACACAUUGGGGUCAUGGGAGCAAGUCCCCUCCUCCCCUUCCACCUCCUCCUCCCUCUCCUCUUCCUCGGCCAACAACCCCAAGCGCCUCCGUCCGCUCGCACCGAGGCUCACCUCUGCUGCAGUCCCUACGACGGUGGCAACGGAGAUCUCUGCCCCUCCUAAGUUGAGAAAGAGCUUCAGUUCUCCCAUGACCGCCAAAUGCGCCUCCAUAGACUUAGAUGUCUCUCUGAUACAGAUGCAGUCAGGGGGAACGCGGUGGAACCCGACGCCGGAGCAAAUAAAGCUACUGGAGGCACUGUACCAGGGCGGCUUGCGGACACCAAACCCGGUUCAGAUCGAGCGCAUCACCGCGGAGCUCGGCAAGUACGGGAGGAUCGAGGGCAAGAACGUGUUCUACUGGUUUCAGAACCACAAGGCACGCGAGCGCCAGAAGCAGAAACGCAGCGAGCUCGUCGCCCUUGCGGCUAGCGCCGCUCCUCUUCCCCAUCCCGAAAAAGAAGAGAUGAAGGAGUUCCAUGGCGGGAGCUGCAAGCGCAAGUGCAGGAGCUGGGGCAGUCUCGAGCUGGACGUGGAAGAGGAGGGACCCGGCGACCGGACCUUAGAGCUUUUCCCGUUGCACCCAGAGCGGAAGCAGAUGUGAUGGUUGCCACAGAAACAUGAGACUGUGGAUCCCUGUCUUCUUUAAUCUUCAGCUUCUGUGAAGGGGUGGCUGUCUCUUUCCCCUCAUGUUGAGCCACAUCUGUGUCGUUCUUCUUUGGAAGUCCACAGACUCUUUUCCCCCAUCACUGUCCUCCCUAAAGCAACCGCGAAAUUGAACGCCUUUUUCUUUUGUCAACUACAGUUGGCGGAGGAGA
Messenger RNA from Musa acuminata AAA Group (dessert banana), 884 nucleotides. RefSeq names its product WUSCHEL-related homeobox 4-like. Gene Ontology annotation, cellular component: nucleus. Gene Ontology annotation, biological process: phloem or xylem histogenesis; procambium histogenesis; cell division. Gene Ontology annotation, molecular function: DNA-binding transcription factor activity; DNA binding. The transcript is spliced from 3 exons. Lineage: Eukaryota; Viridiplantae; Streptophyta; Magnoliopsida; Zingiberales; Musaceae. Bases 20 to 670 code for a protein of 216 amino acids. The record is from RefSeq and is a predicted model, not a curated record.